AAUUCUAGGGUUUACUCCAAUCUUCCUAUAUCGGCCUUUCAGCCCUAAAGCUACAGUCUUCUUCUCAUUUGCAGUUUAGUCUGCAUAGCUCUCUUAAAGCGCCGCCGCUCUCUCCACCAGUAGCCGAAAUCCCUUCAUCUCCUCCACCUUCCCUCUCCUCCCUUAUCCUUUUUUUUUUUAAAAAAAAACACCAUAAUUUCUCACUCUCUGUUUUUGCGUCGUUCGUUUUUGGUUAUUUCAACUCAGCCUAUCUAUUCCCUAGUGUUUGUUGUUGAAUAAGAAGAGGAGAGGGAAGAUAAAAAAGGGGAAAAAAAAUCGAAAAAACGAAACUUGAAAAACAGAAUAGGGUUGAGUGAGAUGGCGCAGGUACAGCAACAGGGUGCGAAUGCCGCUGCGAACGGUGGUGGUGGGGCCAAUCAGAUGGUCACGACGUCCCUUUACGUUGGUGAUCUGGAUCACAACGUUACCGAUUCGCAACUCUACGAUCUGUUCAACCAGGUGGGCCAGGUUGUCUCGGUUAGGGUUUGCAGGGACUUGACCACCCGAAGGUCUCUGGGUUACGGUUAUGUCAACUACAGCAACGCUCACGAUGCUGCUAGAGCAAUGGAGAUGCUGAAUUUCACCCCCCUCAAUGGUAACCCAAUAAGGGUCAUGUAUUCUCAUCGUGACCCAAGUGUUCGCAAAAGUGGAGCUGGGAAUAUAUUCAUUAAGAACUUGGAUAAGGCGAUUGACCACAAAGCUCUACAUGAUACAUUUUCUGCAUUUGGAACCAUCCUCUCCUGCAAGGUUGCUACAGAUGCGUCUGGCCAGUCAAAAGGAUAUGGAUUUGUCCAAUUUGACAAUGAGGAAUCUGCGCCAAUGGCAAUUGAGAAGCUGAACGGCAUGCUUUUGAAUGAUAAGCAAGUUUAUGUGGGACCCUUCCUUCGCAAACAUGAAAGAGAAACAACCACUGAUAAGAUAAAAUUCAACAAUGUCUUUGUGAAGAAUCUCUCAGAAUCUACAACUGAUGAAGAUUUGAAUAAAAUUUUUGGUGAAUUUGGAAUAAUCACUAGUGCUGUGGUGAUGAGAGAUGGGGAAGGAAAAUCUAGAUGCUUUGGGUUUGUCAAUUUUGAGAAUGCAGAUGAUGCUUCCAGGGCUGUUGAGGCUCUUAAUGAGAAGAAGUUUGAUGAUAAGGAAUGGUAUGUUGGGAAAGCCCAGAAGAAGUCUGAAAGAGAAAGUGAAUUAAAACUUAGAUUUGACCAGAGUGUGAAGGAAGAUAAAUUUCAAGGAGCAAACUUGUAUAUUAAGAACUUAGAUGAUAGCAUAGGUGAUGAUAAGCUGAAAGAAUUGUUCUCUCAGUUUGGUUCCAUAACGUCAUGCAAGGUUAUGCGAGAUCCAAAUGGGAUUAGUAAAGGAUCAGGGUUCGUGGCAUUUUCUACUCCUGAAGAGGCAUCUAGAGCUAUGUUGGAGAUGAAUGCCAAAAUGGUUGUUAACAAACCUCUUUAUGUUGCACUUGCUCAACGAAAGGAAGAUAGAAGAGCGAGGAUGCAGGCUCAGUUUUCUCACAUGCGGCCUGCUAUGGCGGCUUCAGUUGCUCCUCGUAUGCCAAUGUUCCCUGCUGGCAGUCCAGGUCUUGGACAGCAACUAUUUUAUGGGCAAGCCCCACCUGCUAUGAUACCUCCCCAGCCUGGAUUUGGGUAUCAGCAGCAGCUUGUUCCUGGUAUGAGGCCUGGUGGGGCUCCUAUGCCAAACUUUUUUAUGCCAAUGGUUCAACAGGGGCAGCAAGGGCAGCGUCCUGGUGGCAGACGAACUGGGGUUGCUCAGCAGUCCCAGCAGCCAGUCCCACUUAUGCAGCAACAGAUGCUUCCCAGGGGUCGCAUGUAUCGUUACCCACCUGGGCGUGGGUUGUCUGAUGUUCCCAUGCCUGGCGUUCCUGGAGGCAUGGUUUCUGUUCCAUAUGACAUGGGUGGUAUGCAGCUGCGUGAUGCUACCCCUCAGCCAAUUCCUAUUGGGGCUUUGGCUAGUGCCCUUGCAAAUGCCUCUCCAGAUCAGCAAAGAACGAUGCUUGGUGAGAACCUUUACCCACUUGUGGAACAGCUGGAGCCUGAUGCAGCAGCUAAGGUUACAGGCAUGCUUCUUGAGAUGGAUCAGACUGAGGUUUUGCAUUUGCUCGAGUCGCCAGAAGCUCUGAAGGCAAAGGUUGCUGAGGCAAUGGACGUUUUAAGGAAUGUUGCUCAGCACCAGCAGGCAGGCAUUGCAGCUGAUCAGUUGAGCUCCCUGUCAUUAAAUGACAACCUUGUUUCUUAAAGUUAAUGCUAGCAGUUUUUUGGGAAUGAUGGGUUUAUAAUUUUUCUGGUUCGAUACAAACUUAACUUAUGUUGGUUGGGUGGAAGGAUAGUCUCUGGUGUUACGCUUAUUUCCUUUUUUUUUUUUUUUUGUGGUUUUAUCCUAGUUACUCUUUUUGAGAGGUUUGGAGGAGCUUAAUAAUUGCUUUUUCGAUGCACUUUGCACCUAAAUAUUUUUCUGGGAACAUAACCAGUGGUUUGUACCCGAAAAACUUUUAACGUUUUUCUGAAUUCUA
This is a messenger RNA of Tripterygium wilfordii, 2560 nucleotides long. Its product is annotated as polyadenylate-binding protein 8-like. Lineage: Eukaryota; Viridiplantae; Streptophyta; Magnoliopsida; Celastrales; Celastraceae. The transcript is spliced from 9 exons. Gene Ontology annotation, molecular function: RNA binding. Bases 358 to 2286 code for a protein of 642 amino acids. The record is from RefSeq and is a predicted model, not a curated record. Gene Ontology annotation, cellular component: ribonucleoprotein complex.